UCCAUGGCUUGGAGCUCAGUUUCUUCUUUGCUCGGAGUCAAAGAUCAGAACUGGAGGUCUUAGGGUUUCGGCAGAUCUGCGCCGCGUAGUGUAGAGAAAGAGAGAGCUGAGCAGUGGUGGUUGUGGUGGUGGUGACGUGGCCGUUGAUGGUAUUGCACGGAGGCGCGAGAGACAGUUGGAAGGUAGAUGAUGAACGGAGCUCCGGCGGGGGAUCGGAGAGGGUGGUGGCGUUACGGUAAUUUCUGUCACAUGGAAUGGCAGAUCUUGUUAGCUACGGGAAUGCCAACCGUGACAUCGACCAGGCAAUAAUUGCUUUGAAGGAGGGUGCUCAACUACUGAAAUAUGGUCGUAAGGGAAAGCCUAAGUUUUGUCCAUUUAGACUUUCUACUGCUGUCUUUCAACGAUUUUUACGUCCUGAAAAGGACUAUUUAUCAUUUUCUCUUCCAUACAAUAACGGAACGCGGUCUCUUGAUCUGAUUUGCAAGGACAAAGUUGAGGCGCAAGUGUGGAUUGCAGGCCUUAAAUCACUAAUUUCCUCUGGCAGAGGUGGGCGUUCGAAAAUUGACGGAUGGAGUGAUGGAGGCCUCUACCUUGAUGAUGGCAAGCACUUGACAUCAAAUUGUCCUAGUGAUAGUUCUGCUAGUGGUGCACGAGAUAGUGGCUCUCCAGAUUUGAAUUCAAACUGAAAGUAUUUUCAUAAUCUUUUCAAUGACAAACACGAAAGGAGUACUUAUUUGGGUAAUUUGAGUAACUUGGAAGAGUGAAGAAAUUACUCCUUCUACCGCCAAAUCAAUAAAGAAGAAGCUUGUAGCUUUGAAAAAA
Molecule: messenger RNA, 822 nt
Organism: Pyrus x bretschneideri (Chinese white pear)
Lineage: Eukaryota; Viridiplantae; Streptophyta; Magnoliopsida; Rosales; Rosaceae
Product: PH, RCC1 and FYVE domains-containing protein 1-like
Exons: 5
Coding region: 255-686 (143 amino acids)
Source: RefSeq, a predicted model, not a curated record